Messenger RNA from Branchiostoma floridae (Florida lancelet), 2716 nucleotides. RefSeq names its product UV-stimulated scaffold protein A-like. Bases 349 to 2661 code for a protein of 770 amino acids. NCBI's taxonomy places the organism in Eukaryota, Metazoa, Chordata, Leptocardii, Amphioxiformes, Branchiostomatidae. The transcript has 13 exons. Gene Ontology annotation, molecular function: RNA polymerase II complex binding. Gene Ontology annotation, cellular component: chromosome. The record is from RefSeq and is a predicted model, not a curated record. Gene Ontology annotation, biological process: response to UV; transcription-coupled nucleotide-excision repair.
UCCACAAGAGCAUUGUGGGAUACAAAAUGGAAGCCUAAAGCCGAUAUGAUUGCAACUUCAGAUGCAAUCCUGCAUUCUUUUGAUCGUUUUGGCUUUGCAAAAGAAGCAUUUAGCACUUUGGAUAUCCAGUAUACCGUAUAGUUCAUCACUUGAGCCCAUGGCGUGAUUUUUAGUCCUUUAAAAACCAGGGAAAGGCUCGAAAGUUAGCUCGGAAAGUAGAGAAGUGUACUGCAUUUUUUUCGCUCGCCGCAAACGUUGUAAAAAUAUUGAAACAUUCCCAGAGAGCUUGUUGUCCGGGAUUGUUGAUGACUUAGCCAGCAUCCAUCGCUUGUGAGAAAACACGCCAGCAUGGACCUGACCGUCUGUCAGCAGCUGGAACAGUUAGUGGAACAGCUGACAACCAGUGGACAGCACCAGCUGGACAAGGCAACUGUCAAAACUCUGAAAAAUAUCUGCAAGACGUCCGAUGAGUACGUGAAGCACACGUAUCACCUGCUGAACACACAGCUGCAGAAGGACCACGCUGAGAUCAGGCUCUCUGCCUUCCAGACCAUGGACCAACUCUUCCAGCGGUCCCACGCCUUCAGGGAACUCCUCAUAGCAGAGUUUCAGGAGUUCCUUGAGCUGACUGUGGAGAGCAACUAUGACUUCCCACUGCCUCCUCCCAAGGCGGCGGCAGAUAAGCUCAAAAAGCAGGCCCUUCAGGCCAUCCAGCGCUGGCAGGACAAGUUUGGGGAGGCCUACAAGAAGCUGACUCUAGGCUAUAACUUCCUCAGGUACAACAGAAAGGUUGAUUUUAACAACAUUGCUGCCAGCAGUAAUGUAGAGAGGACCAGACAGGAGCAGGAGAGGGCCAGGAUUCAGGCUAUCAAACUGCAGAGGGCCAAAAAUGGACUCAAGGAAAUGGAAGAAACAAAGCCAGAGAUCGAUGAAUGUUUGACACAGACAGAGUCCUGUUUUCAACUCCUGGUGCCUCGAAAUGAUGUCUUGGAUUUUAACACCACUUCACCCAAGAACGUGGAACAACAUACAAACAACACUCUACCCACUACCUCACAUGGAUCAAAGCAAAGUAGAAAAAAACUGGAUGGAAAAGAUAUCAGUAGCGAUACAUUUAUUCCAAAGGGACAAGCCAGGGGACAGGAGCUGCUUGCAGGGGAAGCUUCACCUGUGCCUGGGGAUAGGGGCAGGUUGAAUAAUGGGGGAGAUUCAAAAAUGCCUGGACAGGAGGGAGACAGUGGUGAGGACAGUGAUGAUGAGUUUGAAGCAGAAGAAGAGGAUGUGGUCAGGCAACAUGGGCUCGGGUCGCACAAGUACAACAUCAGCAUAGAGUUCAACCCAGAUGACUCAGGGAUCCGUGAGGACACAGACAAUGCUGACAUCAUGGACACAUUACGGGACAUGAACAAGCUGAUAGUCAGCAGGUUCCUGCCGGCUGUGGGGAGGUGGCUGGAGGUUUUCUCCAAAGCAGGCAUGGAGCAGAAGGAGGUGAAGAGAGCCAUCGACAUCAAGCGUGCCCUGACGGCAGCCAUGGAGAAAUGUGCUGACUUGGGCAUCCACGCAGAGAACAGGACUGGCAAACAGCAGGGAAGGGAAGGAAGGAAGGGCAGUCAGGACGACAGCAGCGACGAUGAUUUUGUUGAAGUAGAGGAGAAAGAGGGAUACGAACCAAGGAUCCCUGAUGCUCUUAGAGCAGAGUAUGGGUUGGAACCGGCUAAGCCAGAAACAAAGACUAAAUCUAUAGCACCAAAACCCAGACCUGUGCCUGCAUCUGCAACUGUUACGUCUGCUGCCACAACUUCGGGGACAAAACCUCCCACCAAAAAGUCCUGGCAUCCUCUCUAUAGUGAGGACAACAACCCUUCCGACCCGACCUCAUACAGCGCAGCACUGUCCACACUCCAACCUAGCCAGGACAACAGGGUAGGAAAGAGAAAAGUUAGCUUUGAUGCCCAACCGUCUACUUCAGGAGCAUCGCCCACCAAAAAAGAACUGUUGGCGAAGGCUCCAGUAGUACCGUUUGGUAUGGAUCUGUAUACAUGGGGGGAGAAGGCAAGAAAACCUACAAUUGUCAGGGAUGAGUCUCUGCACAGAUUUUGGCGCCCGUCUGACGAGGGUGAAAUCGAGGUGAACCAUUUGGAUCCUUCUAGAGAGCGAACCAUCACGUUUGUCGGGGAGUUUGAGCCGGUCAAGUGGACGUGCAAGGCCCCAUUGUCCAACGGCAAGCUCUGCCCUAGGAUGGACAGACAUAAGUGCCCGUUUCAUGGUCCCAUCAUCCCGAGGGACGAGACAGGGAAACCUGCCAACCCUGAAGAUGCAGAAAGGGAGGAGAGGAGGAGAAGGGAACAGCAGUUAGAAGAAACUGAAGUAUCAGAGGAUUGGAGGGACCCCGAGCUACAGCGGGAUAUCGCGGCUGCCACUGGCAUCUCUAUGGGCAAUGUCCCGGGACGGGGGAAGGGCAAAGGUAAAGGGAAAGGAAAGGGCAAGAAACUCAGUAACCUCACCGACCUCAAGAAAGUCAAGAACACAACAAGGAGAAGACUGGAAAGGAAGGUGUUCAACAGUGGUUCAGUCAAGAGGGUUGCAAGUGAAAUGAACAGGCUGGACCAGCGACGUUAUAACGACAAGUUUGGCAACCAGUUCAACUAUGCCCUCAACUGACUGCUAUAGUAACAACACAUCAAAGAUUGCAUACAGGGCUGUCUACAGCUUUAAA